Molecule: messenger RNA, 897 nt
Organism: Ciona intestinalis (vase tunicate)
Lineage: Eukaryota; Metazoa; Chordata; Ascidiacea; Phlebobranchia; Cionidae
Source: RefSeq, a predicted model, not a curated record
UAUAUCUGUCUGCAGAAAGGCAUUCAAAUUUGAAUCAUAAGAAGACCCAAAAGGUUAUAGACUGAAAACCGAAUCUUUGUAGCAGAAAAAAUUAAUACAGGUUACAGAUAAAAACAAAGACUUUAAAUUUAGUUUUUAAUCUCUUUGCUUAAAGUACCUUUCUUAACCCAUAAGAUGCUCUUAGUUUUAAAUUAUAUAUACUUAGAGUAUAUUAAAGGGGAAAAUUGAAAUGAUUAAAAUUCAAUUAUCAGGAAUCCUUUAAACUGUACAACCCUUAUAUUGUGAAAAAAUAUUAGGUAAUUAAAAUUAAAAAAAUAUUUAUUCAUGGUUACAAUGAAUAUGGUUUUACCUCACAUAACUUCCCUUGGUGCACUUGGUUGUCUUGUCACUAUAAUAACAGCAUUUGCCACACCAGACUGGGCUUACAACCCAGAAAUUGACUUCAGAACUGGUCUACACAUUUAUUGUAAUGGAACACGCUGCUAUGGAUAUGGAAAAGAAGAUAAAUAUGGUUGGUUUGCUGCAGUGCAUGCCUUCAUGUGGAUUUGCAUCUUCACAUUCUUUUUCGCAUUGGUGUUUAACACCACAUACUCGUAUUAUACUUUGAAAAAUGGUGAUGAUAUAAACGCAUUGGGAAUGGCUCAUGCUCUCGUCUUUACAGUUGCAGGAAUUCCUGGUAUUAUUGCCAUGGCAAUUUUCAGUUCAUUUUGCCACUCUCCGAAAAUCUAUGGUUACUCUUACUGGCUUGGAUGGACAGCAUGUCUGUUGUGUUACACCAUAGUAGCACUAAUACUUGCAAGCUGCACUAGGAGGUAUAAGAGGCUGAAAACAAAACCCAAGCACAUCUGCGGAAUAUACAGAUCUGAUGUAAUUUCUGAUCACUUGAAUAUAAAUUAA